Penicillium antarcticum is the source of this 384-nucleotide messenger RNA. RefSeq names its product MGMT family protein. Gene Ontology annotation, biological process: DNA repair. Bases 1 to 384 code for a protein of 127 amino acids. NCBI's taxonomy places the organism in Eukaryota, Fungi, Ascomycota, Eurotiomycetes, Eurotiales, Aspergillaceae. Gene Ontology annotation, molecular function: catalytic activity. The transcript has 3 exons. The record is from RefSeq and is a predicted model, not a curated record.
AUGCCCCGCUCAGAAGAAGCGGAAUGGUGGGCUAAUGCAGUUUACGAGGCUAUCCAAGAAGUCCCCCAGGGCAAAGUCACAAGCUACGGGCAUAUCGCACGUCUACUUGGCGAACCCCAACGCCCUCGCCAAGUCGGAGUAUGUCUAAAGUCCCUCCCAGCGGCAGAGUCCGGUCAACAUUUCAACUCAAGCAAUGUACCCUGGCAGCGGGUAAUCAAUUCGAAAGGAAUGAUAUCACACCGCGGACCGGGCAGUGCAGCCCGCCAAGCAGAAGCCCUCGCAGAAGAAGGCGUGGAAACGACUACAGACAGCAUGGGCGAGAUAUAUGUUGAUUUCUCGCGAUAUGGGUGGUUCCCAGACCAUCUCCCCAGCGAGGAAUCAUGA